UCCAGGAUUGGAUGAUUUCUCUCCCUCUGCCGUUUCAUCAAGCUGGCUGGGCUUUUAGCAGGCACAGAGAAGUGUCAGAUGUGCGCUAAGGAGGAAAAAAAAAGAAAACAGCAGCCGUGUAAUCAACUGCUAAUUCGACUGUGCCCAUGCGAUUUGAUUUGACCUUUAAUUCAGGACACGGAGCCGCGAUCAGCUGAUGACUAGCCGGACAGCUGCCAUUUUGCAGGUCAAUCGGGGUUUCGCUUCAAACUUGUCCAGCGCACAAAGCCGACUAAGCUAAAUCAUUGAGCUGAGCUCGCUCCGUCGACGGCACAGCAGGGAUAUCGGAGAUGGAGAGGAAACCGGGCCGCUGUCGGGAAAUCUGAGCGAGCAUGGCCGACGGUAACACGAGAGAGAUGGAUAGAGGGAAAGGCAGGAUUACGGGCGACUCGUUUCCGAGAGGCGGGUACGCACAGCAGUACAGCACGGCUCUGCCCGCACUGCAAGGUCCCGACAUACAGGAGCUCGCGUCCAAACGCGUAGACAUCCAGAAGAAGCGCUUCUACCUGGACGUGAAGCAGAGCGCGCGGGGCCGCUUCCUCAAAAUCGCAGAGGUGUGGAUCGGCAGGGGGAGGCAUGACAGCGUGCGGAAGAGCAAGCUCACGCUGUCCAUGGCCAUGGCUCCCGACCUCAGGUACUGCCUGGGGGAUUUCAUCGAUUACUACGCGCACGUAGGCCUGCGAGGCGGCAACGCGCCACGGCCUGAAGAGCCGAGUGACGCGCAGCGAAGGCGGCAGCCUGACCAUCACGCAGCGCCCGCAUCACCCAGCGGCUCGGCGGCGUCCGAAGAGCCCGCGCACCGGGUGCUGAAGAGCGAGUCGAUCGAAGGCGACAACCGGAAGUACUAUCUGGAUCUGAAGGAGAACCAGCGCGGCCGUUUUUUGCGCAUCCGGCAGACCGUGAGCAGGGGGCAGGGCGCAGUGGGGUACUACGGCCAAGCCGUGGAGCAGACCAUCGUGCUGCCCGCGCAGGGCUUAAUCGAGUUUCGGGACGCGCUCUCGCAGCUCAUCGAGGACUAUGGCGACGAGCGCGAGGCCAACGGGCGAAGCGGGAGGGGGGAGCGCGAGCGGGAAGCGGCGUGUGCCGAGCUGCCCGAGGCGGCAUCCUUCCGCGUCGACAACAAGCGCUUCUACUUCGACGUGGGCUCCAACAGGUACGGUGUGUUCCUCAAAAUCAGCGAGGUACGCCAGCCGUACCGGAACACCAUCACGGUGCCGCUGAAGGCCUGGGCCCGCUUCGGUGAGAACUUCAUCAGGUACGAAGAGGAAAUGAGGCGCCUGUUCACCUGCCGCAAGGAGAAGAGGACAGAGGCGCAGGCGGACAGCGAAGAGCGCGAGGAUUGACGGCGGCCCGCCAUCUAUGUUCUGUUGCAGUAUGUCACAGUGCUCCGGUUUAUACAAUAUCCUCAUACAUGUUUCAAACAGUGUACCUCUAUAGCCUGUUCAAGUACCGUACUGUACUGUACAACUCCGAUCAAUCACAAUAGCACUUUUACAUUCAGCAGUACUGUUUUUUUUUUUUUUCCUCUUUUAGUUCAUUUUAUGAACGGUUGGCGUUUGCUUGAAAUCAGGUUGUGUAUGAGCGAUAGCCUAAGAUUUUUUUUUUUGCUCACAUUAAGAAGGUCUAAACACGAGAUGGAAAGGUCCAGAUGGAAAUGUGCAUCAGCAAUCUGCAGUCAGGCUGAAGCGCGCGCGCUCGUCUGUGGGUGUGCGUGUGCGUAUGCAUGUGCGUGUGCGUGUGUGCGCGCGCCCCGACGUACUCGCGCGAUUCGUUGAAUCUAGUAGCAUUUAAAAUGCCCGUGUUACACAUGCAGAGUUAGUGCACUAUACAGAGUGAUCAGGUUGUGCAGCUUGGCGGUGACGCAUGACAUGACCAUGUGCACUCUUACAGAAAUGUAGGCUCGUCUCUGAAUAGAAAAACAGUUCUAGUGAAAGGUAUCUGAUAUUAGCAGAAUGAAUCAGUGUGGUGUAAAUUUGGCAUGUUGGGUAAGACAUGUAUAACACUAUGACAGAGGCAGUACUAGACAUUAUUCUUGGGCGAAAAAGGUUUUAGAAUAUUACACGACGUCAUCAAUAUAUACCUCCUGGAUACACUAAUACACAUCAUCUUUCUCCAAACAAUUCAGGAGAAAGGUUCAAGCUGAAGUAAUGUCAGUCAGACAAACGUGUAAUGAUCCCGACUGCUUGCUUUUGUUAGAUUCUUCAGUGGCUCGUUCAGCAAACGUACAAAUAUCACCCAUUACUUUUAAUAUUAAUAUGUUUAACGAAAGGUUACAUGCACCAAGUGGAGACUCAUUUAAACAGUGGGUCUGGUGGAGUUAAAAGAGGGUUACACCUUGGAUUAUAAUACUGUCACAGUUUUCCUUAUAAAGCUAUAAAGAUACAAAAAAAAGAUAUAAAAUUAAUAUUGAAAUAUCUGAAUAUAGAUAAGAUUGAAUUGAUCAUAUACCCAAUAUCAUGAGCACAAUAUGUUUAAAACGUGUAAAUAGGUCUCCAGUAAAGAUUAAUAUAAAAAAAGAACACUAAUGUUCACGUAAAUGGGAGCCCCUUUCCUCCUCUCUGCAUCAUCUGAGAGUGAUAAUAGCUGAAAUUAAGAGAAUCAACAGAUCUUGUGGCAUGUGGUUUCAGCAGUAAUGCACUAAAUGCUAAAUUUGCUAUUAGGUUAAUAGCUUGGGAGAAUUUGUGUUCUCCAAACACAGAUGCAGAUUUUAUAGAUUACAGAAGCGUGUGUUUUAGCCCAAUUACAAGCUGGAUUCACAUAUAGCCUACCUGCACAUUAGGUUCAGUUAAAUUGCCAUGAAUUAAGGCAGAGAAAUGUCAUCAACCCUGUAAUAUUUUAUUAUUAUUAUUAUUAUUAUUAUUAUUAUUUAUACAGAAGUGAAAGACGCCAGGGUUGUGAAAAUGUGGAGCUGAAUUUAGCAGCACUGAAGACCUGCUUAUUAUUUAGCAUAGUCCUACCAUUCUUAAUAGCGGACGACCAGUGGAUAGCCACAUCAUAGCCUAAAUAAUAAUGUUAUUAAAAUACAAAACUUACAGGAUAUUGUUAAGGGCUUUACAGCAUGCAUUUUUAAAAGGGGACUUCAUAUCGUAACUGUUUUCACAGUUUAACAGCUCUAAAGACCUUUUCAAGGUGUUAACCAACGGAAGACAUUUAGUAGCGCUGUCUUGGCGUUGCCAGUUCCCUUUUGAGGACAGCACAAAUGUUUAAAGCACUCUUAUAUAAUAACACUAAAUAAUGUUUGUCUUAUGAUUUAUUUUCAUUCCAGUUGUAUGCAUUGCCGGUGUUGUGCAAUUGCUGUGGAAACAUACAAGGACACAGUAAAUCUGAAACAGUAAAAAAAAAAAAAUAAAUAAAAUAAAAAAAAUCCAUAAAAAAAGCGUGUUCAAAAUGUUAGAGAUUUUAUUAGAGUAGUGAUGUUUAUUAGACUAUAGUGCAAUGAAAGCAGCGUUUCUCAUUAAGUCACUCAUUAACCUCUAAACUGACUGUCCUUCAAAUGCCUUUUCUAUGAGGACAUCACAUUUGUCCUCAUAGCACAACUAAACUUAGAGGUUAACUUGCUGAAACGGAUAAAUCCCCUCGUACUUAUUAAUAACGUGUGUUGAGAAAUACACUCGAGCAUGUUCACGUAUGCAAAUAUUGUCCAGCUGACAAAAAAGCAAUCCUUUUAUCAAUUCCUAUUGGUUGUUAGUGCUUUAAAUGACUUCGAUAGUGUUUUUUUUUUUUUUUGGACCCUCAGUGAUUUUAGAUCAGUUGUAUCUAUUUCUCAUGUAAUUUCUCUAUUUCUGAAGGUAAGGAAACUCUAUAAUGUGGGCUUAGCUCACAUGGCUGACAUGAGACGUAGGCAGCACUUCCCACAAGCACUUUAUUCAAACAGCACUUUUAGCUGCUGCUGCUGUUGCUGCUUUUACUAUUCAAUCUUACAAGGAGUAGCUGUGUGACUACAAGGAGGAGUCUCAUUCAUUUCGAAAUAGCGACAAUCAUACACCUAAAACAAACAAACAACAUUUCACUAUAAGUACUUACUGAUAAAGAAAAUACAGCACAUAAAAAAUGCCCUGCAGAAGUAUUAUGUGACUUAUGUGACCUUAAUAAUAGUGUUUUAUGACAGCUAAGGUCUCACAGUGCAAAAAAAGCAAUGAAAUAUUAUAUAAACAAAUAUAUACUGCGGGUAUAAUUGGCAGUUCAUUGGAAUUCCUCCUUUCAGUCCAUCCAUACAUAUUGUAUGAUGAGAGUUGCCUCAAGUGCAACAUUUCCGCUAGCAGUGCACUUGUGGGUUUGUAUUUUCUGGGCAUGGAUUACACCUAGUCUCCGUCUAAAUUGUCAGGGGUAAGAUAAUCUAGGAGUAGUCCAGAAAACCUGCCCUGUCUGACAGUUCAUCUUGCUUUUUUUCAUUAACACUUUAACAACUGUGGUUAUUACCUCUAUUAUGAAUUCUUUCUUUUUCCUAGUCAUUUUUUUAACUAUUUCAGGGCUCACUCAUUCUGGGCAUUGACACAGCAUAGGUUCUAUAUUAAGGUUCUUUAAUCGUAUCAGAAUAUUAAUCUUAUUUCUAAGUUUAAAGGCUGUACCCUUGAAAAAGUGAUAAAGGAGUAAAGGCCAUAAAGGAUGUUACCUCUAAACAAUGGAUAGUACAGAUAAAGCAAACGUAGAACAGAUUUUAAAAUAACGUAUGCACUUUAAAACUGUAUCCACGUUUGUUCCCUUGACCUCAAAGAAAUAUCUAAAAUGAUGUUGUAUGGAAAAUGAUCACAGAUCUAUAGUGUGUCAUAUGGUACCAUUUUAUUCAGGGUGGUAUUGGUAUACAGACAUUGUGUUUGCUUUAUCAUUAGUUUACACUAAUUUUCUUUCCUAGUCGUUCAGGAUGAUUUUGCUAGAAAUUUGAGAAAUUCAGUAAUCCGUGAGGCUGUUUGAAAAAGUUAGCCUAUUACAUUGCAGCUAUCUUAGUUGAUCGUGAAACUUGAAUUCACUGAAUUGGACUGUUACAACGCAUCCAAGUAACACUUUUAACCCAUAAGCCUUAAAAUCAUUACAAUGUGAUUGUAAUGAUUUAGUUUAGGUUUAUGAUUUGUUGGUACAAUUUUGCGAUUUUCGUUCAUCACCAACAUGUUGUUCUUAUAGUUCUUUUCAGGAACAUGUCAGGCCUAGCAAGCAAACAUUUGAAUUGUGUAAAGUGUAACUGAGCAUUCCUGUCAUAUGAAUAAAGAAUUCAGAAAUAGCAGUUUCAAAAUAGCAGUCCAGCCAAAGGUCACAGGCCUCUUUUUGUGUUAAUAAAAGAUAGUUAGAUGUAGGUGAUGUGCUGUAAAGGUGUGGAAGCUUUAUUGAUUUUUUCCUUUUCUUUUGUGUUGAUAACGGCAUUUCUGCUGCAAUUGGAACUUAGAAGUAGUGUUUGAUAAAGGUUUAAAAAGAAAUGGUGAAAUAAAAUUGUUUCGGUGUAUCUUUUUGACAACGUAACGUACAUCAUUAGUGUGUCCUCCUGUAGUACUCUAGAGUAUUAUAAGACUCGAAACAAGAAAGCAAUUGUUCUGUAUUGUAGCACUUUUUUUUAAUCGUGUGUACUGUAUUAGUUCCAGUUUAAUAUGUAUGGUACUGUAUGAAUAUUCAUUAAUUGCCUUGUAAUGUUCGUAAAAGGUUGCAACAUGUAGGAUAUGUAUCUGAAGGUUACAUAACGUUUUUGUUUUUUCAAGUUCAUGCAUGCCGACAGUUGGGUCCUGUCUAACUCUAAAAAAAAAAAAAAAUGGUGCUAUAUAAUAAUAUAUAAAGGUGCUCAUACGGACCACAGCUGCAUGCAUGUCGAGUGAAAAAUUGAUAAAGUAGAGCAAACGUGAAGCUAGACAUUGGUCAAUCAAAAAUCAAGAUAUCCUCCAUGAGCAGAAGUGGGUUUGUGUAACUGUAAAUUAAACAAUCUAAUUCUUGGUCAGUUGAAACCUCAACAUCGUAACUGACCAAGAAACAGCAAGACUGCAUGACAGUUGCGUAAAUUUGCACCAGCAGUAGAGUGCAGUAAUCGUCAGCCCAUCUGAGAGUUUUGGGAAUAUACAUUCACUGUCCACUUUAUUAGGAACACCUGUACAUUCGUGUAGUUAGCUAAUCAGCCAAUCAUGUGGCAGCAGUGCAAUGCAUAAAAGAUACAGGUCAAGAGCUUCAGUUAAUGUUCACAUCAGACAUCAGAAUGAAGAAAUAAUGUGGUUUCUGUGACUUUAACUGUAGCUUGGAUGUUGGUACCAGAAAGGCAGGUUUGAGUAUAAACAGUUUAUAUUCAUAAACUGCCGAUCUCCUGGGAAUUUCACACACAGAAGUCUCUAGAGUUUACACAGAAUGGUUUGAAAAACAAAAAACACUGAGUGAGUGACAGUUCUGUAGGUGGAAACACCUUAUUAGAGAUAAGAGAGGUCAGAGGAAAAUGCCCAGAUUGGUUCAAGCUGACAGGAAGGAUAUAAUAACUAAAAUAAUCACUCUUUACAACCGUGGUGAGCACAAAAGCAUGCACAAAACAUCGAACCUUGAGGUAGAUGGACUACAACAGCAGAAGACCACAUUGGGUUCCACUCCUGUCAGCCAAGAACAGGAAUCUGAGGCUAUCAUGGGCACAGACUCACACCAACUUGUCAGUUGAAGAUUAGAAAAAAAAAAAAAAAAAAGUCACUUGGUCUUUUUCCACUCUUCAACUGUCUAGUUUCAGUGAGUCUCUGAUCUCAUGGGCACAGAUCUGAUCUCUGAUCUCAUGGGCACAGAUCUGAUCUCUGAUCUCUCUCAUUAACAGGGUGUUUCAGCCUGCUUACCCUCUGCUUACAGGAUGCUUUUGUUUUUCGCACAAUUCUGUGUAAACUCUAGAGACUGUUGUGUGUGAAAAUCCCGAGAGAUCAGCAGUUUCUGAAAUAAAAAAAAGUCAGCCCAUCUGGUACCAACAACCAUGCCAUGGUUAAAGUCACUGAGAUCACACUUUUUUUUCCCCUCCAUUCUGAUGUUUGAUGUGAACAUUAACUGAAGCUCUUGACCUGUAUAUGCAUGAUUAUAUGCACUGUGCUGCUGCCACAUGAUUGACUGAUUAAAUAACUGCACGAAUGCGCAGGUGUACAGGUGUUCCUAAUAAAGUGGAUGGUGAGUGUGUAAAGUGGACAGUGUGUGUGUAUAGCUUUUAUCCAGAAUCAUUCUCAUGUUUAAAAGCUUUGUCAAGGAUACCUGCACCAAAGUAAAUGCUGAGAAUGAAAUGCCUAUUUACAGUUACGCAACCUUUAUGUGGAUAAACUCCAAAAGAUCCAUAGACAAUCUAAUCUAAUUAAAAUGAAAACUUUUUAUGCUCAUAUUUCAAAUGUUUUUGUCUUUUUUUAUUAACGUGUGUCACAGAGUAUAAGAAAAGAGAUAUAUUGCAGAUUGUUAAGUGGAAAGAUAUGUAAGCCUAUGCUUUUAAAACAAAGGGGAAUGUGGUUAUGUUGGUUGUAUCUAUCUUUGUUCCUUUUAAUAAAAAUCAAAGAACUGAAA
Messenger RNA from Pangasianodon hypophthalmus (striped catfish), 7518 nucleotides. It is a transcript of the gene purg, whose product is annotated as purine-rich element binding protein G. Gene Ontology annotation, cellular component: nucleus. The transcript has a single exon. Bases 372 to 1382 code for a protein of 336 amino acids. Gene Ontology annotation, biological process: regulation of transcription by RNA polymerase II. Gene Ontology annotation, molecular function: RNA polymerase II transcription regulatory region sequence-specific DNA binding; DNA-binding transcription factor activity, RNA polymerase II-specific; purine-rich negative regulatory element binding. The record is from RefSeq and is a predicted model, not a curated record. NCBI's taxonomy places the organism in Eukaryota, Metazoa, Chordata, Actinopteri, Siluriformes, Pangasiidae.